Molecule: messenger RNA, 3425 nt
Organism: Acanthoscelides obtectus
Lineage: Eukaryota; Metazoa; Arthropoda; Insecta; Coleoptera; Chrysomelidae
Source: the annotation of a GenBank genome assembly
AAAAUUCUUAAAGUGUUAACACGUUGUCCGUAAUUCCGCUUUAUUUACCUCAAAAUCAACGGAUUGCUUCGGUUCAACGACGGUACCGUGUGUACGAACGUUCAACAAGCCUACUGUGAAAAUUUUGUUCGAUUCCGAGCACCAGAACCCGGUGAAAACCGCGGAUGAAUCGGGGAAUAUUUUAACAUACAAUUUAUAUCUCUGUAUGUAGGCGAUGCGACGUUGCCGGUUGGUACGCGAAGCCACGUUGCCGGUUUCCGUUCGGGCUUUAACGCAAUGUACGCUGGAAUGACGACCGUCUGUGACAGUUGAAUGCACAGCAGAGAUUGACAGCGUGAAAAGAGAUGCGUCAAACAAUGGCGAACUGCAGUAGAAAUCGUAUCCUCGUGAAGGAUCUGAACUCUGUGAUAACCUGCAGACUGUGUGACGGUUAUCUGAUCGACGCGACAACCCUGGUCGACUGCUUCCAUGUUUUUUGUCGCGCAUGUAUUCUUCGGCAUUUCGAGAACAACAAGACUGCAUGUCCUAUACCCAUGUGCAAUACAUCGUACAAAAAGAAGUCACAACCAUGCUUCAGGCCAGACCCCCAAAUCCAGUCCCUAGUGUACAAAUUGGUGCCCUCUCUGUACGCACGUGAGCUCCAAAGGCGAGAAGACUUCUACAGGAGCACCGGGGUUCGAGCCAGUAGCUCUUGCAGCGACGAUAGCGUUAUCGAGAGGGAGAGACAAGAUCUGAUCAACGACCAUGAAGAAAUGAUCUCAAACUAUGUGGGCGACAAGACCCAGUUCUUCAGCCCGGAGGAUUCGAUCUCAUUAUCCUUGGAGUACUACCAGGUGCAUUUGGAUACAGCUGACGUGAAAGACAAAAAAGGACGCGAGUGCUCGGUGGCCAGUCACAGUGAUCAACAAAAACAAUCUGCGACCGCGAAUUCAGAUUGUACGGACGGUGACAGUGUUAACAAAAAACUGACCGACAGUGAUAGUGUCCAAAAUCAAGAUUGUGAUAAGAGGUAUCUGCAGUGUCCCGCCGCUGUCUCGAUGAAACAUCUCCAGAAGUUUAUCAGGAUGAAGUUCGGCCUUACCGUCGAUCACAAAGUGGACAUCAUAUACGAAGGCGAAGUACUACCUCAAGAUUUUAGUUUGAUGGAUGUUGCCUACACUUUCAAAUGGAAAAGACUGAAACCAAUGCGUUUCUUCUACCGGAUCUUCUUCCCUAUGAAAAUACGUCCGAUCAAAAUCGUCAACACUACCUUAUCUACUGGAGGAAAACAGUUGCAAAUUGUUCCUGUCAAACCAAACAUGGAAUCGCCCAGAACCCCUAAGCCCGUGGAGAAGAAAGAAACCAAGGAAGAAACUCCAAUCUACGAACAGACGCAAGAUCAAAAGAACGAUAAGGAGUUGCUUUUUGCGCACUUGCAACUCCAAAGUAAGGUUCAGUUUGAUAAGAAAGUACCUGAGAAGCCGGCUGCGAAUAAAGAUACUUGCGUUUUUGAGUACGAGGAGCCCGAUUUAGAAGAGAUCAAAAAGUUUGCUGAGAAACGUGAUCGAGAAUGGGCGAUGCAGAAAAAAUUAGAUGAAAAGAAGAAAGAAGUUGAUGAGGAAUACCCCACCCAUCACUCGAGUAAGAAGAGAAAAAAGAGCAAACACUCAAAAAAUGAAUUCAACGUUCACAAAAAACGGAAACUACACGCGGAAAUAGCGUCUAAUGAGGAAGAGUUAAAGUUGAAAGUGAAGAUCACCAAUAAUGGUUAUAAACAUAAACACCACAAAAGCUCUGGGCAAAGCGAGAGGUCCCAGCAACCUGCAUCCGGCGAGAUGAGCUCGAAAGAAAAGCUACUGCAAAUGCGACAAGUCAGACAUAAGCAUUUAUCUAUCGAAGACAAGAAUUUCCAAACUGUACCUUCGAUCAAAAUCACUAAGGCUGUUUCGACUGGUACUGACAAAAUCAAAACUACGGUUACUGGCAGAAUGCCUAGUCCCGAAAAGCCUAGGGUACCCGAAAAAGUACAAAUCAAACCUACCGAAGAGAUCAAAAAACUCAAAAUUAAAGUCGCAGAACCGACGAGCAAAGUGUCUGAAUCUGCGGCGAUGCCAAAACAACAAACUGAGCAUACCAAUACCAGUCCGAAAGUUGGUACUUUCCUAGAAGGCAAUAGCUCCAAACUUUCUGGGGAAGAAUGGGGGAAGAAACCUACGGUCAAGUUAGAAAGAAAUGAUGCGACUGAUAAAGAGGCCCAGAAGACAUUUCUUAAGACAUUUCAUGCUUACGCCGAAAAGUACCAAAAAAUCGAAAAACAAAAGGUCGAAAAGCCCAAAACAAUCAAUAGCACGCUGAACAAACUCCAACAAUUUAAGACUGAAAAUAAGAUAAAUACAUCGGACAAGAGUUUCGAGAGGAAGAUUGUCAAUUUGCAACAGCAAUGCAUUAUAGAGCCUAAAGUGGAGAAGAAAGUAAGUUUCGUCAACGAAAAACGGAAUAUUAUAACAACGCACUAUCCACCUGGUUUCACGGUCAGCAAGGUUGAACAAGGAAUUAAAAGAAAAGGGGGCGAUCCUGAUAGUUUGCAUGACAAGAGGCCUAGCUUGGAGAUAACUUUGAUCAACCCUCCUUCCUCGAGUAAUUCAUCGAAACCCCACUCCGAUAAACCUGUUGCUAAAAGACCACCUCCAGAUACUAUACCUUUAGAAAGGAUAAAGAAGUCUUCGAUCAACUUAAAAUCUGGAAUAAGCAUCAUUCCAAAACGACCAGAUAUGUGCGACAAUAACGGAGCUCUGGAUCUUUCUAAGAGUAAGACUCCUGAAACCUCACAAAAGGUGUCUGCAAAGUUGGAAUAUUCAGUGCCAAACGGAAUCAGCAUAACUCCUAAUCCUUCUAAACAGAUGAGUCCAUUGCCAAAAUCUUCUGCAAAUCCCGAGAAAAAUAUGGCUCUUUCUAACCUACAAAUGCUGUCUAAAGUUGCGACAGAGCAUUCAACUUUGACCAAAAGCUCGUCUCCGAUUAUAAACACAAUCGUAAACAAACCAAGACCUCAAAUACCAAAUUUACAGACUCUGAAACAUACAUCGUCACAGAUGAAACCGGCUACGUUACAGAAACUACCUAAGUUGAACGAGAUACAGAAGUUCCGACCUACUAAUCCACAAAUACGUAAUGUGAGGCCAAAUCAAAAUCAGAAUAUCAGAAAUAUUCCUAAUCCUAGUCUGUUGAUCAGAUUGCAGAAUCAAAGGAUGCAUUCUCAAAUGAACAAUACCGUAAGUCAAGAAUCAUCUACGACCAAAUCAGUGUCUAGUUCUACACCAUGUUCAACAUCUGUCUCGACUACCGUGUCUCAAAAAGAUACUAUAACGACUAGUGCGAUUAACAGCAAGAUUCUUGAGAUGAAAGAGAUAUCCGUUUAAAUCGACAUAUUGGCGACGUACUCAAAA